Helianthus annuus (common sunflower) is the source of this 447-nucleotide messenger RNA. RefSeq lists its product as uncharacterized. NCBI's taxonomy places the organism in Eukaryota, Viridiplantae, Streptophyta, Magnoliopsida, Asterales, Asteraceae. The record is from RefSeq and is a predicted model, not a curated record. The coding region runs from base 1 to 447 and encodes 148 amino acids. The transcript has a single exon.
AUGGGCUCAAAGUAUCAAGAGAUGAAUAAGAAGAUAUCGACAUUUUGUGGUUAUUACAACAAUGCUCGUUCGAAUCGGCCAAGUGGGGCGAGUGAUGAAAUGGUUUUUGCCAUAGCUAUGUCAAAAUACCAUACGAAAGAACAUAGUGUGUUCACGUACGUAGGGGCUUGGGAAAUCUUUAAAAAUUGUCCCAAGUGGGCGCCGGUUCCUAACGAGGUGGCAAGAGCAAAGAGGUCUAAAACAUUCGAGUCGAUAGAGCAUAGUGCCGGUGAUUCAGAUGUGCGUUGCCAUAUUAAUAUUAAUGACGAACCUGAGUUUAACGAUGAAGUGACGGAGAUUCCGGAAUUUGACGAUGAAGUGACGGAGAUUCCGGAAUUGAAGCGCCCAAAUGGUAGAGACAAAGCAAAAAAGGAAGCGGCGACCAAAAAUAAAGAGGCGUUGACAUAA